AUGGGAGGUGCUGUUAUACCACGACUCGCUAAGGGCGCCAAACCGUUGAAGCUACGGCACACGAAGGCUAUCGCGGUCGGUGUCGCUGCGACGGACCGGAUGGCCGUGGGGUCAGUUCGGUUUGCAGGAGAGGGCAAGGUUUAUCCGGACCGCGCCACAGCCGCUUUGGAGUGUCCGUGGCGGCGGCCGGUGGACAGUGGACAGUGGACAGUGGACCACGGGGCCGGGCCUCACCACGUGACUGGAGUCGCAUUAUCGCAGGACUAUGACGCCAGCGCCUUUCCGAAUGCGGACUAG
This is a messenger RNA of Colletotrichum truncatum, 297 nucleotides long. NCBI's taxonomy places the organism in Eukaryota, Fungi, Ascomycota, Sordariomycetes, Glomerellales, Glomerellaceae. The record is from RefSeq and is a predicted model, not a curated record.